This is a messenger RNA of Anastrepha ludens (Mexican fruit fly), 3085 nucleotides long. RefSeq lists its product as uncharacterized. The record is from RefSeq and is a predicted model, not a curated record. The coding region runs from base 2176 to 2967 and encodes 263 amino acids. The transcript is spliced from 8 exons. NCBI's taxonomy places the organism in Eukaryota, Metazoa, Arthropoda, Insecta, Diptera, Tephritidae.
CAGCAAUAUAAACGGCGAUACAAUCAGGAAAUUUAAAAGGGAUCUGCAUCUGACUCGCUCGUAAGCGAUUUAAUUAAAAGGGAGACGUGCAACAUUUACCAACAUACAACAUUUACCAGCAUCCAACAAAGCUACCAGGGCAGAUUCAAACACAUUAAUACACACACACGUACACGCAGCGGACGUAUUUGUUAAGUAUCGUAGUUAGAAAAAUGAGUAAAAGAACGUUGUCUAAUUUAUUGGGAAAAGAAAAAAAAAAUUAUGAGGAAAAUGUAGCGAAAUUUCGCAAAUUAAUUGAAAAUGUUAACGUAUGUAGAAGGAAAUGAAAACUUUCCCAAUAGAUUAGACGACGAUGAUUUUCCAUCAACAAGUAGAGUAGCUUUGCAAAAUUUAGAAUAUGAUAUAGAUAGCGGAGAUGACAGUGUGUUUUUUGAAGAUUUAGAUGUAGAAGAUGUUGAGGUAGAUAGUUAUUCAGAGGAUAGGGAUAGUAAUUUAGAAAAUGCGUUCCUUUUGUCAACCUGGGCGGUUAGUAAUAAUAUUCCUCAGAAUAGCGUAGACGAUUUGCUUAGGACUCUAAAACUUAUGGGUGUAGAAGGUUUGCCACUGUCAGCUAGGUCUCUUUUAGGUACAAGUAGGCAAAAAGUUAAUAUUAAGUUAAUUCCUGGAGGUGAGUUUUUAUAUAUAGGUAUUCAGUUUUAUUUAUGGGGUGCAGAAUUUAAUGUAUUGGAAAAUUGUGAGGUAGUAAAUAUUGAUAUUGGGAUAAAUGGGUUAAAGUUAUUUAAGAGUAGUAAUAGGUGUCUUUGGCCGAUUUUAGGAUAUGUCGUAGGUUCUAAGUUAGGCCCAUUUACGAUAGCGUGUUUUUCAGGGAUGAGUAAGCCAGGUAGCGUGAAUGAUUUUUUGAGGGACUUUUGUGAGGAAGUAAGUUUUUUGAGGAAGAAUGGGGUUAAGGUAGGUAGCAAUCUAGUAUGUAAGCCGUUUAAUAUAAGACUAUUUAGUUGUGACGCCCCCGCUCGUGCAUUUGUUACAGGAGUUAAGUCGCAUACGGCAAAGAACUCCUGUUCCAAAUGCACGAUCGAGGGCGUCUAUACACAAAGAAGGGUAAGCUUCCCGAAGCAAGUUGGAAAUUUAAGAUCAGAUAGUGCAUUGAAAAGUAGAAUAGAUUUAAGUUAUCAUAGUUUAGAAUUUAAGCAAGCAGGAAGUUUGCUAGAAUCUUUUAACUUUGGCAUGGUUUCACAAUUUCCUCUUGAACCCAUGCAUUUAGUAGAUUUGGGUGUAACAAAAAAGUUGCUCCAGUUACUUAUCAAGAAAGGUAACGUUACGAAAAUGAAUGAGAAGCGUUUGCUUCUUAACAGGUUCGUACCGUCUAAGUUUAGCCGGCUUAGCCGAGACCUUGACCAGAUAAGUAAUUGGAAGUCAACUGAAUUCCGGCAGUUUUUAUUAUAUACCGGGAUAUUUGUUUUGAAAGACUGCAUUAAUGAAGAUUUAUAUUAUCAUUUUCUUUUACUACACGCCGGAAUUCGAUUUCUCUCUUGUGAGAAAUCUUUUAACGUAGAAUCGAAUGUCGCCAAUGAAUUGUUAAAGGAAUUUGUUGAUUUGUUCGGAAAUAUUUAUUGCGAUCAUCUAAUAAGUUAUAAUGUUCACGGGUUGUUACACCUUUCGGAUUGUGUUAGAGAAUUUGGUCCUUUAGACAAUUUUUCCGCGUACAAAUUUGAGAACUACAUGCAGCAUUUAAAAAAAAUAAUUAAUAAACCUAAUAAAAUUUUGCAGCAAAUGUUUUUCAGAAUAUCGGAAAGAUUAAAAAUUUCAGAUUCUAGCAAACUUUCUAAAAACGACCUUUUUAUAAUAGAUUUUAAUAAAGAUAAAGAUAGUUAUUUUCAAUGUAAUAAGGGGCCCAUUAAAAUUGUUGGAUUAGAUAAGGAAACCAACAGUUUUAAAGCACUCCUUAUUUCUAAUUUAGAAAAUUAUUUUAUCGAGCCAGUAGAAUCUAUGUCAGGGCUAGGUAUUUGUAUAGGUGAAAUAUUAAGUAAUGAAAUCCUAAUUAGUCGUAGUGAUAUAAGUUAUAAAUAUUUUUGUAUAAACGAUAGAAAUAAGCUUAUUCUUGUCCCCAUUCUACAUAAUUUAUUUCGUUCUUUUUUUUAAGUACAAUGGAGGACAUUUUUUUUUCCGGAAACCGAAAUGAUUUCUCCACCACGCUCGGGCCCCCCUACUUUUACAGGGUCUGCCGUGCAGCGUAAGCGGUUUGCUGUAUCGCAGCCCUACGAAAGGCGUACAGCAAUCCCAGAUUCCCCCAGCGCAACGGUAUCCAACCAUGCUACUGCGGUUGCAAGUGAACCAGUUUCUCUGGGUUCAUUGCAAAAGAAGCUGAGAGAAAUGCGGAGCGAAAUCCGUGAAUCACUGGGGGAAAUAAAGACCACCUUACGGGACCUAGAGGGUAAGGUGGAAAGAAGUUUCAAGGACUUCGAAAAGAAGAUGCCAGAAAGAGCGGAAAGUCAGGUCCAGGGGCAGCUGAUGAGGGAAGUGAAAGUGGUGAUGACAAGAGUUCACCAGAGUAUUGCGCGCAUCACGGGAGAUGCUCUGAGUCCUGAGUAUAUCAAGAUUCAGAGUAUGCUCCCAAUAACAUCGCAGGAUGCGAUUAAUACUCUGGAGGAGCUCUUAAAUACCAAGUCAUACUCCGAAGCAAUGCUAAAUAUUUUGCUGAAGCUGAGGGGUGCUAAAGGAUGCAUCAAAGGGGUGAUGAAGCGCGUUUACUCCGACUGCUUGAUGUUCCAUUACAAUUUUGAGGGGAAAGCCAACAAAUCGGCGCUUUUGGGCCUCAAAAGUCUGGAACUCAUUUUCGAUACAUUUAAUAGCACCCCGAAAAGCGAAGUCAUCGCUGAAAUUCGCAAAGCGGUUUUAAUGAGCCACAACCGACAUAAGCAAGUAGUUAGGAAACAAAAACAAAAAAUUAAUAUUCAAAAUAACAACUAAAACUAAAAUAUUUCUAAACCUAAUUUUAUAAUGUCAAAUUACUUUAAUUCAUGUUAAUUUUCUAACACCAAAACCUAAUUUAAGAAUGUAAAUAUUAUAUUAAUUUAUGUACAUAAAA